GGCGCGGGGCGGGCGGGCCGGGCCCCGCCACCCGCCGCGCUACCGGGACGGGCCGGUCGGUCCCGGACAGGCCUGAACCCCAGGACUGGCCUGGGACACGGAGCUUCCCCCUCUUCCCACCUGCAAGAUACAGCACAAGGUGCCAAAUGACAUGAGUAAUUGUGGAGCUCAAAUGACUCAUUAGUGACAAUCGCUGCUGAUUUAUUUCUUGCUUUAAUAAAGCUCCCAGGUUUUUUUUCCCUGCUUUUCCUGUGGAACAGAGAGGCUGAGCAAGUGCCAGCAUGGCAGAAAAAGUGAACAACUUCCCUCCCCUGCCGCAUUUCAUCCCCUUGAAGCCAUGUUUCUACCAGGACUUUGAUGCAGAGAUCCCCCCACAGCACCGCACCAUGGCCAAGCGGCUCUACUACCUCUGGAUGUUGAACAGCAUCACCUUGGCAGUGAAUCUCGUUGGCUGCCUCGCAUGGUUGAUUGGAGGCGGCGGAGCUGUUAAUCUUGGACUGGCAAUUCUCUGGCUCAUUCUCUUUACACCCUGCUCCUAUGUCUGCUGGUUUAGACCUAUUUACAAAGCUUUCAAGACAGACAGUUCCUUCAGCUUCAUGGCCUUCUUCUUCACCUUCAUGGCCCAGCUGGUGAUCAGCAUUAUCCAGGCAGUGGGGAUCCCUGGCUGGGGUGUCUGCGGCUGGAUUGCAGCCAUCUCCUUCUUUGGGACCAACGUGGGGUCAGCUGUGGUGAUGCUGAUCCCCACCAUCCUCUUCACAGGGAUGGCAAUCUUCUCCUUCAUCGCCCUCACCAUGGUGCAUAAAUUCUACCGAGGGAGCGGGGGGAGCUUCAGCAAAGCCCAGGAGGAGUGGACCACGGGGGCUUGGAAGAACCCCCACGUGCAGCAGGCGGCCCAGAACGCGGCGAUGGGGGCAGCACAGGGGGCCAUGAUGCAGCACGAGAGCCAGUACUCAGCCACCCCCAACUACACCUACUCCAACGAGAUGUGAGCAGCAGGACCCCGGCCUGGGGCGAGAAGAUCAUGGUGGGGAGGGUGGAGGGAAGUUCAGGCAGGAGGAGGAGGAGUAGGGCUGAGUGUCCUGCAGCUCCUUCAGCAAGUCGGAGCGUCCCGCAACAGUUCUUUUCUCUUUGUAAAGAGAUCCAGUUGGGGUUUUUCUUUCUUUUCUUGUUAUUGUCUCAAGCUCUUCCUUUUCUCCUCCUUUUUGGUUUGGAAGAGGCCGUUGAGUUGACCCACCCUCUUGUGUGUGGUAGUCAAGUGUAUGUUCACCUGUCUUCUCUCUCUGUGAAACAGUGUAUACACAGUGGUGGUUUUCUAAUUCCCGUGGUGAUGAUAGGUGUUAGAUCAGCCCCCUCCCUUUCAUCCCCCCCUUCCUGAAAAGGGAAAACAAAACAGCAACCCAUCUCCCCUCUUGCUGGAAGCCAAGAGAUCCCUCAUCUCCACCCUGGCUCAGGAUCUACAACUUCUCUCAGUGUGUGGUGGUGGGAGCAGCUGGAAGCUCUGGGGAGCAGGGAGGGUUUUCCCCUGGCAGGAUGUGACCCUCCUGUGCCACAUUCUGCAUCCCCAGGCCGUGGUUUGGUUUGAUUUUUUUUCUUCUCUUUCGAAAAGCAGCCCUAAGAUGGGCAGAGUGUUGCUCAAGAGGAGCUAUUCUUGGGUGAGGCUGCUGGUCAAACCUUGUCACCCCGUGGUCGAACCCAACCCAACUGGCCGUUUUGGAGGUGGGCAUUAAUUGAAGGCUUGGUAGGAAACCUCCAGGCUGGUGGGAAGGAUCUCCUCUUUGCCUGUGUUUCUCAACUCUGGCCGUGUCUUUUCCUGGUGCAGAAAUUCCUUCUGAGAGCCCCAAAUCCCUGCCCAGCUUGGGGAGGUUGGGCUUCCAAUAACCCAGCUGGUAGAGCCUGGAAAAGAUGGGCUGGGAAAUGGGAACUGCUGGAUGCUGUGGGGCAGGAGGAGGGAAAGCUCCUUCUCAAGAGAUGCUUUUCAGACUCCACCUGCCCUUUCAAUAUGCCAAAUUGAUCCCCAAGUCCUAGAAAAGCAGCUCAAAUGGGAUCUGAUCCAACCAGAUGUUGGUUGUGGGUGACAAGCUGAGCCACCCAGAGCUGUGUGGGUCCCCAGCCCCUCACUGCUGCCCCAUCCAGCUCUCAGGAGGGAGGUUGUCCCUGACUCCUGCCCACAAGAAUCCCCCCCCAAAAGAGCAAAUUCUCCUUUCCAGCAAAGCCCACCCAGAAUAGUUUCCUUUGUCAGGGGAGCACUUUGCUCAUUCUGCAACAGGCAGAAUGAUUGACUGGACAGGAAUCCUGAUCAAGCCCCUGUCUGUGUGUUGUAUAAAGAUGUAUAAAAUGUAAGGAGAAAAGUCA
This is a messenger RNA of Apus apus (common swift), 2352 nucleotides long. It is a transcript of the gene SCAMP5, whose product is annotated as secretory carrier membrane protein 5. Lineage: Eukaryota; Metazoa; Chordata; Aves; Apodiformes; Apodidae. Gene Ontology annotation, cellular component: recycling endosome membrane; trans-Golgi network membrane. The record is from RefSeq and is a predicted model, not a curated record. The transcript has 8 exons. Bases 282 to 989 code for a protein of 235 amino acids. Gene Ontology annotation, biological process: protein transport.